Molecule: messenger RNA, 1183 nt
Organism: Prunus persica (peach)
Lineage: Eukaryota; Viridiplantae; Streptophyta; Magnoliopsida; Rosales; Rosaceae
Product: U-box domain-containing protein 4
Exons: 2
Coding region: 27-950 (307 amino acids)
Cellular component (GO): nucleus; cytoplasm
Molecular function (GO): protein binding
Source: RefSeq, a predicted model, not a curated record
AGAGGCAAGAAGACCCUUGAGGCCAAAUGAGGCGGCGCCGAGCAUCUGGUAGCUUAGUCCCACAGACAUCUUCUCCUGCCAUUGAAACAAGAGUAGACAAUUCUGGAUUAAUUGAAGCGCAAGUAGGUAAUCUGGUUGAGGACUUGAAAGGCACUUCUUUUGAUGCUCAAAGAGAUGCAACAUUUGAACUCCGGCUGCUUGCAAAGCAGAGUAUGGAAAAUCGGAUUGUUAUUGCAAACUGUGGAGCCAUUAGCUUGUUGGUGGACUUGCUCCGGUCUACAGACAAAAGGGUUCAAGAAAAUGCUGUCACAACACUUCUGAACUUAUCCAUCAAUGUUGAGAACAAGACAGAAAUUACUGCUGCCAAUGCAAUUGAACCUCUGAUUCAUGUCCUUGAGACAGGCGGUGCUGAAGCCAAGGAAAACUCAGCUGCCACUCUCUUUAGCCUUUCGGUGAUUGAGGACAACAAGGUUCGCAUUGGAAGGUCAGGGGCUAUUGGGCCUCUAGUUGAUUUACUGGGGAAUGGGACUCCCAGAGGGAGGAAAGAUGCAGCCACAGCUUUGUUUAGUUUGUCAAUUUUUCAUGAGAACCGACGUCCAAUAGUUCAAGCCGGUGCUAUAAAGUACCUAGUGGAGUUGAUGGAUCCAGCAGCUGGACUGGUUGACAAGGUAGUGGCUGUUUUAGCCAAUCUUUCUACAAUACCUGAGGGAAAGACAGCAAUUGGUCAGGAAGGUGGGAUCCCUGGUCUGGUUGAAGCUGUUGAGUUGGGUUCUGCAAAAGGGAAAGAGCAUGCAGCUGCUGCUCUUCUACAGCUCUGCACAAGUAGUGACAGAUAUUGCCGUAUGGUGCAACAGGAAGGAGCUGUUCCGCCUUUAGUGGUAUUGUCACAAUAUGGCACCCCAAGGGCCCAAAAAAAGGCAGAGUCACUCCUUAGAGUCUUAAGUAAAUGAGUCCUGUAAAAUGCUUCUUAUGUUAAUGUGGGAAGAAGAGUUUAUACCUGUGAGUCUAGCUGCUGUACUGAGCUUGGGAAAGAAGAUGACAAAGGAAUAAUUUGGUAUUGUUUUGUAUCUCGUGCCCCAUUUGUCUAGUUCGUACUCAUAUCAAUAUAUUUUGACGCGUGCAUGAUUGCAGUAGCACAUCAAAAGGCUCUGUUACAUGCUCUCUCGUUAUUCUUGCAAUGAAA